AUGCCGAAACGCCUUCUCCAGUAUGCUCUAUCACGACUAGAGAUUCUGGAGACCGACGGACUUGACCUAGAAAAUUUAGAUAUUGCUUGGGGAAAGAAUAGUACUUUUGAGUUUAGGGACGUGGGGUUACGGUUGAGGAAACUCGAGAAUAUACUUCAGCUACCUCCCUCCUUCGAACUCAACAAAGCCCGGGUAUUACUCCUCCGCCUCACGAUACCAGUUGAUAUAUAUAGCAGUCCUAUUGUUGUUGAAGUGGAUGGGGUUGAAGGGCAGUUGCGUGUAAAAUCAAAGCCUGAGAAUAGCACAGCUCCGACAUCUCGGACAGAUCAUGACCGAAACAGAAAUGGAAAAUCCUCACAUCCAGCGAUUUUUGGAGCUAAAAGUUCCAGCUCAAGAAGUCGAGGCGGGAGAGGAGGGUCGGAUUUUAUGGAGGAUGACAUGGAUCCUGCGAUCCCAACGGCUGCUGAUCUGGCCGAAUCAUUCCUACAAACAGAACCAGAAAAAGAAAGGGCAGAAUUGGAAGCCGCUAUACUGUCAGAGACUGAGGAACUUGGAGCAGCCUCUGUUUUAAGCGACGAUGGAGAACUACCUAUUGGAACGGGUGCUCCUCUCUCCUUACCCGGCUUUAUGACCAGGUUCCUCCAGGGUAUCGUCGAUCGUUUACAGGUUAGAAUACAUGGUAUAUCUGUUAAUUUGGAUAUCGAUAUUCCCGUGGAGAGUUCAAGAGCAACGAUAUCGAAUGGCACCGAUCCCGUCACGAUUCAGUUAAGGAUAGACAAUGUGGAUAUUGAAGGAGUUACUCAUGAUAUGGACGAGUCAUCUCUGGUGGAGGAUGACAGUCAAAAGCUGAAGCAUAAGGAUGGGAAGCGAUUGGUAUCUCUUUCGAAAAUUCGUGGCGCUCUGAUAUCUGAGGCAAACUUAUUUUCUAGUCUUGCUAGAUCAUCUGCCCUGUCUUCUCCGUCAGCAGCACAUUCAGAUAUGUCCGAGAGAAAGUCAAUGCCCAGAUUUUCAAGUACUCGAGCUAGUGGAUUUCGGACGGCUGAUGGAACAUCAUCUGACCAUGAGUCCAUUGGUUCAUCUAGGAGGUCUUUGCCACAUUCCCCCUCAAGGAGUGCAAGCGGUCUACGCUCUCUCAACGCGUCUACCGUUGCUAGUGACACUGGGCGUUUUGAUGAUGCUUCGGAGGAUGGAGAGGCCUCGAACCUCUCCGGAAGCCUCCGCGAUAGUCUCAGUGAAGCAGGUGACAGCUUGUUCCAGAACUCCGCAUAUCUGGAUGAACUUACAGAAAGCCAAUUUCUGGACGAGGAAGAAAAUAGGGGAGGAGUCAGUCUUCCUCCGUCAUCUUUCCAUGAUAUCCAAACAAGCGCCGGUCCCUCGACCCCGAAAGCUUCGGCACAUAUGGUAGCGACCCCGGAAGGGGAAACGCAGCACGUUGGAACAGAAUACUUCGAUUCCAACGUUGUUCCCGGACCAGAGACUCAGUCAAUGCUGCAGUCGACUAUAUUGCCAAUGAGGCCGCACUCUCGGUUCGCAGCCGACCGAGUUUCGCGGUCCCAGCCCUUGCUUUCAACAGGGCGAGGCAUGGCUUCUCCAAUUGGAAUGGAGUCUCCUCGCAAGGAUGUAGGAAUAGAUUUCCAUGAUACAGACGAUAUCAUUGACGGUAGUGGUGAUGAAGAGGCCGUUACCCCUGUAGCAGAGGAUGAUCUCUCAAAAUCCCAGUUAUUUAGUCAUGAGGAUGCUGAAAGUAUGUAUAUGAGCGCUAUUUCUCAUACAUCUUCCGCGGGGAAAGUCCCUGGAGGCUGGUCAAAUUCUAGUGGUGAUAGCGAUGGCCCACCAACCGCACCUGGGAGCCCCGUGUCACCACAGCUACGAAACGAGUCGAGAGAUAACCUAGAACAUGCUCUACAACACCCCGCUACAGAGUCUCCGGAUUCUAAUAUUAUGCAGCGAUCAUCUGCCUCCAUGUCGGCAACUAUGCGAGGAUCAACCUUUUCGAAUUCUGCAACGUUUACGCACAAACGCAAGAAUCCUUCAAUUCCUCACGUUUCAAGCGGCGUGUCGGAGCGCUCAGCAACUUCUUCGGAUUACUGCUCUCGUCUAACGAAGCAAAUACUUAGCCUUGAUCGGGUUGAUAUAUAUAUCCCUACUGGGAUUCCAGAGACAGAUUCUGAGGACGUUCCUAGUGUGCCUAUGAAAAAUCCUAUAGAUGGGCAACGGGAUACAUCGCAGUCUGUGUCCGUCAAUAUACCUGGAUCAUUUUCCACACAUCUCCCCGGAAAGCAAAAUCCAACUCCUCCCGUUCCUUUGCGGGUGAAACAACCAGGGCCAGAGCCAAGAGCGAAGCCUCAACCUAAAGACAAUGCUAUUGAGGUUGUUGUUGGCAAGCUAUUAACUCAAUUUGACAUCUCUAUCGGGAGAUUAAUUUUCAAAAUUGUUCGCCAGCUACAGGAGACCCUUAACCAGGACUCUACAUCCCCAUCUCAUCCUGAAACAGAGCCUAAGGAACCAAGCCUUAACCCUAAUGCGGUCGACUUCAAACUCUGUGCUCAGAAGGUCUCUCUAAUAUUCCUAGAGAGGCUUGAAGGCACUCAUGGUUCUGCCAAUGCUAUGGUUGAUACGGGCCAUUGGGUAGGUCCACCGGACGCUGAUAUACUUCUACGGACUGCCAUCGACGGCCUCAAAGUUGAUUCGCACACUUUCCAGUCAGCUUCGAAUACAAUAGUAACAGUGCAAAAAUUUAGUUUUGGCUAUGCACAGGAGAAUAUCGUGUCUUUCAAUGCUGGCUUGCAGAUGCGUGCUUCUGUCCGUGACCUGAAAACAUCCGACGGUAUUGACUUACGGGUCAACCUGUCGAAAAAGGACGGCAUUAGCCGAUGCGAAGUCAUCACAUUGCCAAUGCAUAUAUCAAUAGACCUCCAAAGGCUCGAUGAGUCGUUUAGCUGGUUUGGAGGGCUUAGCAGUGUUUUGAACUUGGGAAGCUCGAUUGCAUCCAACGCAACCAUUACGGCAACAAAUUCUGGCAAAUCCAAACCUCAUGGUGUACGCUUCGAAACCCCUAUAAAGCCGGAUGACAAAUCACAGGUUGCGCAGAACAAAGCCGAUAUUAGAAUUGGCGGGUUUGUGCUGGACCUAGUAGGAGCCGAGUGUAGUAUAGGGGUCGAAACUUCAGCAAUCAAAGUGGUGCAUCGUGAUGAGGGGAUUGGGGCUUUCAUACAGGGUAUAAGGUUAUCGGGGCCACGCCUCAGAUAUUCAAACGACGAACCAGCGAUCAUAGCGGACAUUACCUCAACACGCGUAGAAUAUCUUAUGACCCCAAAGGAUGUCGACUUGGAUCGCUUGCUGUCGCUUAUUACUCCCUCAAAAGCUCAAUAUGACCAAGACGAUGAUAUUCUGCUUGAUACUCUAUUACGUCAACGAAAACAAGGAGCAGUCCUGCGACUCACCGUCGAAGACUUCCAAGUACGCAUGAGCAGGUUAGAUGAACUUAGUUAUCUCCCAGACCUAGGAGAAGAGAUCUCAAGAUUGUCUACAGUUGCCAAAUAUCUACCUGAUGAUGAUCGGCCUGGACUUUUGUCCCUGAUCAUGAUCCGCAAGAUAAACGCCCAUGUCGAUGUCAACAACACUUUGGGAUCUAUUCAGCUCUCAUCCCAUGAUAUUGAAGUAGCACACAUCACGCUUCCAUAUCUUGUUGCACUUAGUGUCGGUGGCGUAUAUGCUCACCGCAAUGGUUCAGAAGAACUUAUUGGCGUCGCUACAGAUCCGGAACUCCGGGAGCUGAGAGCAAGAGCACCAGCAAUUAUGGCACGAAUGAUAGGCGACGAAAUGGAGCCUGUUGUUAGGAUCAAAUUGUGGAAUCUAAGGGUCGAAUAUCGAGUCCCUACUCUCAUGACUUUACUCGGCUUUGUCGACGGUGCGACCACGCAAGAUAUGUCAGCGGGCCUUGCUGAAUCAGUAGCAACAUUGACAAACUUUGCAAGGACGAGGGCUUCGCGGGGGCCACAGACAUCUAGUGCUUCCAACCCCAAAAACAUGGCCCUCGAUGUUGUCAUGAAGGACUGUAUUCUUGGGUUAAAUCCCAUGGGCCUCCCUUCCAAGCUCCUUGUUGUUUUAACCGAGGGUCAUUUGACCGCCGUCCUCCCGAAGGAUGAAAAGACGACAGCUUCUAUGGAAUUAAGCAAAGCCUCACUACUCAUUAUUGACAAUGUUGCCAACGUCAUCACAGGUGGUCUUACGGGGAUGUCGAGACGCCAGUCAUUCGAUGGUGGUAGUAGCCAGGUAGCAGAUCUUUGCAUGAUGGGAUUUGUUUCCAUCAGCUACAUCUCUUCAGCUAAGGCUAUUUUGGUCAUUAACGUUGAUAAUAACGGGGAGCAGUGUAUUGAUGUUGAAUUCCGGGAUGAUCUAUUUGUGCUAGAGACAUGCGCCGAUUCUACGCAGACCUUAAUCGCCGCUCUUAAUGCACUAGCCCCACCUUCAGUCCCGAGCAAGGAAAAUAAAUAUCGUACAAAGGUUAUAGCCGUCGAAGAUCUGCUCGCAUCCUUGUCUGGCGAUGCUUUCGGCACGGCGGAAGGAGACUACAAUUUCGAUGACGACUUUGGCAUCGAGUUGCCAGAGAGCGGCGAAUUAGAAUCGGACGAGUUAGAUUUUGACUCGCACUUCUACCAGCAAGGCUCCGAAGAGCAAUAUGGCGAGGCUGUCGUGGAAGACAUUGGCGGGCUGUCAUCUUCUGCACGCCUAAGCAGCCGAGAUACCCAUGAUGGGGUCUUGUUAGGUAGCUUUGUUGAACCCGAGGCACCGCUAGAGGGAGAACUCGAAUUUCAUGAGGACCAUUUUGGCACUGGUUCUGUGCUGGAAGGGACAGCACACAGAUGGAAUUCUGUAAAGAACACAUAUGACAGGUCAAACUCAUGCAAGAUCCGGAAGAGCCCCCUGAAAGUAUGUGUCCGUGAUAUGCACAUUAUUUGGAACCUCUUUGAUGGGUAUGAUUGGCAAAAUACUCGUGAUACGAUCAGCAAGGCAGUCCAGGACGUGGAGUCGAAAGCCAUUGAGAAACGUGCGCGGAAUGAAAGGCGCUCGACAUUCGAUCAGGAUAUGGACGAGGAGGAGACGGUGAUUGGUGACUUCCUAUUCAACUCAAUUUAUAUCGGCAUCCCUGCAAAUCGCGAUCCUCGUGAGCUUGCCGCAGCGAUUAACCAAGAGUUGAACGAUAAUGUUACUGAGACGGAAUCCCUAGCGACCACGACAUUUUCGUCGUCUCCUAGCCGACAAGGCGGCGCUCGCAGACCCAAGGCAAAGCAGUUACGACUGAACAGAAGCAAGCACCACAAGAUAACUUUUGAGUUAAAGGGGGUCAAUGUUGAUCUUGUGACUUUUCCUCCCGGAACCGGGGAGACUCAGAGUUCGGUGGAUGUUCGUGUCCAUGACUUUGAAAUAUUUGACCACAUCCCCUCAUCGACAUGGAGAAAAUUCGCUACGUAUAUGCAAGAUGCCGGGGAGAGGGAGACCGGGAGUAGCAUGAUCCAUAUGGAGCUUCUUAACGUCAAACCCAUUCCCGACCUUGCAGCGGCCGAGAUUGUGUUGAAAGUAACGAUCCUCCCUCUCCGCCUCCACGUCGAUCAGGACGCCCUCGAUUUCAUCACUCGGUUCUUCGAGUUCAAGGACGACUCCGCACCGGUUCAUUCGUCACCUGGUGACGUUCCGUUCAUCCAGAGGGCAGAGGUCAACGCCGUGCAGGUCAAACUAGACUUCAAGCCAAAACGUGUUGAUUAUGCAGGCCUCCGCUCUGGUCAUACUACAGAAUUCAUGAACUUCUUGAUUCUGGAUGAAGCAGAUAUGGUUCUUCGCCAUACGAUAAUCUAUGGAAUUUCCGGGUUCGAUAAGCUGGGGAAAUGUCUGAAUGAUAUAUGGAUGCCAGACGUCAAGCGAAAUCAACUGCCUGGAAUCUUAGCUGGGUUGGCACCGGUACGGUCAAUUGUGAACGUUAGCGGGGGGAUCAAGCAUCUCGUCACCGUUCCAGUUCGUGAGUACCAGAAGGAUGGACGAAUUGUGCGUGGUAUUUCGAAGGGUGCAACAGCAUUUGCAAAAACUACCGGCACUGAACUGGUCAAACUAGGAGCUAAAGUUGCCAUCGGUGUACAGACUGUUUUGCAAGGUGCAGAAGGAUUCCUAGGCCCAACUAUAGACACCUCCCAAGGCGCCGCAGACGACGAAGACUCAGAAGAUACCAAGCACAUCAGCCUCUACGCCAACCAACCCGUCGGUGUGCUCCAAGGUCUGCGUGGCGGAUAUACGGGUCUGCAGCGGGAUUUAGUUAUGGCGCGAGAUGCCAUUAUUGCGGUACCCGGCGAAGUCAUGGAGAGUGGUAAUGCGGCGGGCCUUUUGAGGGCGGUAAGGAAGCAUGCGCCAACUGUUAUUCUUCGACCUGCUAUUGGGGUAGCGAAAGCAGGGGGCCAAAUUUUGAUGGGUGCUACGAACUCUCUAGAUCCGGUGAAUUUGCAACGUGCUGAUGCUAAAUAUAAAAAGCAUUGA
Molecule: messenger RNA, 6525 nt
Organism: Venustampulla echinocandica
Lineage: Eukaryota; Fungi; Ascomycota; Leotiomycetes; Helotiales; Pleuroascaceae
Product: ATG C terminal-containing protein
Exons: 3
Coding region: 1-6525 (2174 amino acids)
Biological process (GO): autophagy of mitochondrion; reticulophagy; autophagosome assembly
Cellular component (GO): phagophore assembly site; extrinsic component of membrane
Molecular function (GO): phosphatidylinositol-3-phosphate binding
Source: RefSeq, a predicted model, not a curated record